GGAAUUUGGAUCAACUGGAGUUAUUGUCGAAGAAGCUUAAGGCAAAAACUUCUCGAACUGAAGCUCCUUCUCAAUCUAUUGCUGCAACUAGAUGUACUUGAGGACAUGUACUUCAGAAGAAAAGGAGGAUCCGAACAAAAUCGAUGAAAGACUUCAAUUGGCUUUUAGCUCGUGAGGGAAUAAAUGUGGAACAACUAGCAUGUGAUCUUAAGUCCUUUGGAUUGAAGAUGAGUAUGACACAUCGAUAUAAUAUUCCGGAGAAAGAACGUGUUCCGGCCCAUGUGUCGCAAGUGAGCAAUACAAAAUAUAUAUCAGUUGUCCUCAACAAAUUGGAUCCACAGCAGAAGCGUCAGUUGGAGGACAGUUGUAUAGGACAUGUUGCAAGGUUACCGGAGCUGAAACUAUCUGCUCAAUUAAUUCAUGAAAUGGUAAACAGAUCGGUGGUAUGCCGAAAGCGGUUUGAGGCUUGGUUCAAGGUGAACCAAAGGUUUGCACGAUUUGGACUACCGGAGUUCGCACUAAUUACUGGCUUGAAGUGCAGUCCAGUGCCUAAAGGUGUCGAAGUUGACAAAAUCCUAGAGAAAACCCGUCUACAAGAUAAAAUGUUUGCUAAUAUGGACAGGAUAACGUGUAGCAACCUGGAGAAAGCUUUUUUGAAAUGUGCCAACCGUAACGAUCGUUACAAGCUUGGGUUGGCACUAAUUAUUGAAGGGGUAUUUAAUUCAAGAGAUCGAAAUGUAGGAAUAAAUUCGACAACUCUUUCCAUCGUUGACGACUUGGAUUUUUUCAAUGCCUACCUAUGGGGGACAGUAUGUUUUCAACUUCUCAUCAAAUCACUACUACGUGGAUGGGGAAGAAAGGCGGACAUGGUAAAAGUGAAUGAUUGUGAUAGGAUGACUUACACAUUGUACGGAUUCCCUCUUGCUGUCUAGAUUUGGACGUACGAGGCAAUUCCGGAGUUGGGAGCUCGAUUCUCAAGUAAGACUUGUGACGAUGUCCCGAGGAUGUUGCGGUGGUCUGGCAUGAAACAACCUCAUUCCCGAACAUAUUCAGAUUUUUUUGAGAAGACAAAUGUAGGCGAUUUACAUACUUAAUUGCCUUACACUCCGCAAUAUAUAUUUUUUCAU
Messenger RNA from Olea europaea var. sylvestris, 1127 nucleotides. RefSeq lists its product as uncharacterized. The transcript is spliced from 5 exons. The record is from RefSeq and is a predicted model, not a curated record. Lineage: Eukaryota; Viridiplantae; Streptophyta; Magnoliopsida; Lamiales; Oleaceae. The coding region runs from base 144 to 932 and encodes 262 amino acids.